Messenger RNA from Rhipicephalus sanguineus (brown dog tick), 3720 nucleotides. Its product is annotated as DNA mismatch repair protein Msh6. The record is from RefSeq and is a predicted model, not a curated record. Gene Ontology annotation, cellular component: nucleus; MutSalpha complex. Gene Ontology annotation, molecular function: mismatched DNA binding; ATP-dependent DNA damage sensor activity; ATP binding. Lineage: Eukaryota; Metazoa; Arthropoda; Arachnida; Ixodida; Ixodidae. The coding region runs from base 129 to 3662 and encodes 1177 amino acids. Gene Ontology annotation, biological process: mismatch repair. The transcript is spliced from 31 exons.
AAUGGUUUCGCGCGCUUUCAUAAUUGGCGCUUGCGCGCUGGCGUUCGAACGUGGUGCAAGUGCAACGUUUUGGUGGUUGUGUUGACAAGUUGACAGCACUUCCAAGGCACUUCUCCGAAGGGUGGACGAUGGCGAAGAACACACUCUUUUCUUACUUCACCAAGGUCCCAAAACCCAGCAAUGGGGCUGUGGGGAAUGCAGAAGGCGAAAGGUCGUCGCUGGGAGCAUCGGGAGUGUCCUGUCCUUAUCGUCUUCACGACAUCAUUUGGGCCAAACUGGAAGGCUAUCCCUAUUGGCCAGCCAUUGUAUCAGCACCUCCUGGGGGAGCUUGCUUUGUGAAAAAACACAGCGCACAACCAUCGGUGCAUGUUUGUUUCUUUGACUCAUCCCCAUCUCGAGCAUGGGUCAAGAUAAGGCUAACCAAGCCGUUCACAGGCGCGGCUGAUCCACCUGCGCGUUCUACUGAUGCCCAUUGGAUCCGUGGUGUGGCAGAGGCUGAGAAGGCACUCUCUCUGGACCCGUCUGACCGUAUGGCGCUUCUUCCUGCGACUAAUGAUUCAGCUGCGAGCAACGGCACAGAUGAAGAGGAUGAGCAGCCGUCACCCAAGAAGCGUCGUAUAAUCUCGGACAGCAGCUCUGAGGACGAGUUCCAUCCAGGCCGAAACGAGGUCGAAAGUGAUUCAGACUCGAUCAGCAGUGGUGUGGACGAGGACACCAUCUCAGACCCGGCGCCUGAGUCACCUGAAAAAAGCCCCCCUCGCAAGCGGCCUACUUCCAAGUCAGCUGCAGUCCUCGCCAAGGUGAAGAAACCUGCUCCUGUGGCAGCUGUGACUAGCGGGACUUGGGCACACCUCUCUUAUGACUUCCUCAAAGAGGGCAAGCGCAGGGAUGCUGCUGGUCGCUUGGCCACCCACCCGGAGUUCAAUCCACACACACUGUUCAUCCCAGACAGCUUCAAAGCCAAGCUGACACCAGCCAUGCGUCAGUGGUGGGACAUGAAGGCAGAGCAUUUGGAUGUGAUCCUCUUUUUCAAGGUGGGCAAGUUCUACGAAUUGUACCACAUGGAUGCAGUGAUUGGAGUGGAAGAACUUGGCCUCGUCUUUAUGAAGGGGGAUUUCGCCCACUCUGGCUUUCCUGAAAUUGCUUAUGGCCGAUACUCGGAGGCCCUCAUUCAAAAGGGCUACAAGGUGGCACGAGUAGAGCAGACCGAGACCCCCCAGAUGAUGGAGGAACGAUGCCGCAAAAUGCACCGUCCAAGCAAGUUUGAUCGGGUGGUUAGGCGAGAGAUAUGUCGCAUCACGUGUCGGGCAACGCGGACCUUUGGAUCACAGGAUGGGCAGCUGUGCAACCCUGAGCUAGCUUACCUGCUUGCCAUUGUGCAUGGCCAGGCAUCAACUGUCACGGACUUUGGCAUCUGCUUUGUCGACACCUCUGUGGGCAAGUUUCACCUUGGCCAGUUCAGCGAUGACUCUUUCUGCUCCAAGCUGCGCACAGCUGUGUCCCAUCAUCCACCUGUUCAGGUGCUGUAUCAGAGUGACCCAACGCUGCCCGCUGGACUUCGCCAAGUGCUUGAGGGGCCUCUUCACUCAGUUCCUCAGCAGGCGCUCCGGCAAGGAAGGGAGCUCUGGGAUGUGUCACAAACACUGCGCCGUCUGCGAGAGGGUGCCUACUUUGGUGACGAGUAUCCUGCCGCCUUGCAGUCAUUCCUGGAUCCAGCUGACUCCACGCACUUGACUCCCCAAGAAAAUGGCUGUCUUGCUCUGAAAGCCUUGGGUGCCUGCAUUUGGUACCUGUCCGAGUCUCUGAUCGAAGAAGACGUUCUGACAAUGCGCAGCUUCGAGAAGUAUGUACCACCUCAGACCAGUCAAACUAGGCAGGACCUGAACAGCCUGAUUCUAGAUGGUGUGUGCCUGCAAAACCUGGAGGUGGUGCGAAAUUCAUCUGGUGGUACAGAGGGAACCCUACUGGCAACGAUGGACUUCUGCUGCACCCCAUUUGGCAAGCGGCUGUUCCAGCAGUGGCUGUGCUCCCCUCCAAGGCGUGUGGAUGUGAUCGAGGACCGGCAGCGGGCAGUUGAUGAUCUGCUGCGCUUCCCUCAUGAGGUUCAGCAGACACGUGAGCUGCUGUGCUCACUGCCAGACCUUGAGAGGCUGCUUGCCAGGAUUCACAGCCAGGGCCUGGCACGAAAGAGUUCUUCCCACCCAGACCAACGUGCCAUCCUGUACGAGGAUACAGCCUACAACAAGCGCAAAAUUGCCAAUCUCCUUCAGGCACUUCAAGGAUUCCAAAAGGCUGCCCAAGUGGCUCCACUCUGGGUGGAUGCACUGCCUUCGCUGACGUCACGAACGCUGGCAAAGUGCCUGUCAGUGGGUCCUGAGGCUGGCCAGUUUCCGGACUUGGCCGAUGCGCUCGAGUUCUUUGAGCAUGCUUUUGACCACGAGCAAGCUCGGAAGGAGGGGCGGGUCACGCCCAUGCCUGGCGUAGACGACGACUAUGAUGAGGCCAUGCGGAGCGUCAAGGAGGCCAACAAGGCCCUGCAAGACUACCUGUCCCAGCAGAGCCAGCACUUCCGCUGUAAGGCAACCUAUGUGGGAUCGGGCAAAAACCGUUUCCAGAUUGAGGUGCCCGAGUCAUGUGCCCGACUUGUGGACUCCUCGUAUCAGUUACAGGGCCAGCGCAAGGGCUACAGGCGGUACUACACUGAGGACGUGAAGCGGCUUGUAGCAGAGCUAGUCACUGCUGAGGAGGCCCAGGAGACAGCCCUCAAGGACAUCAUGCGUCGCAUCUUCGAAAACUUUGACCGCAGGCGAAGCCACUGGGAGGCAGCCAUCCACUGCCUGGCCCUGCUGGAUGGCCUGCUGUCACUGACUCGCUAUAGCGGCUCACUCACCGAUGCCUCCUGCACACCACGUUUUCUGCCAGACCAGUCACAGCCAUGCCUGAUGGUUAAAGCCGGACGCCAUCCUUGCCUACUUGAGCACCUCGGUGCAGCCAGCCUCAUCCCGAAUGAUCUGUCCCUGGGAGGAGCCAAGGAUCCCGUGCUGACCCUUCUCACUGGACCCAACAUGGGCGGCAAAUCCACUCUCAUGCGCCAAGCUGGUCUGCUUGUGAUCAUUGCCCACAUGGGAGCUCGUGUGCCAGCAGAUGCCUGUGAACUGACCCUUGUCGACCGCAUCUUCACCCGGUUGGGGGCAAGCGACCGAAUCACUUCUGGCGAGAGCACCUUCUUUGUGGAAGUGAACGAGACUUCAGCAAUCUUGCAACAUGCCACCCAACACUCCCUGGUGUUACUUGACGAGCUGGGCCGGGGUACGUCCACGCACGAUGGCAUGGCCCUGGCACAUGCAGUGGUCCAGGAGCUGGCAUCGGCCAUCCGCUGCUGCACGCUGUUCUCGACCCACUACCACCACCUGGUGCAGGGCUUCAGGCUCCACCCGGCUGUGCAGCUGGCCCACAUGGCAUGCAUGGUGGAAGAUGAAAAUGCAGAAGACCCGACACAGGAGACCAUUGUGUUCCUCUACAAGUGUGUGCCAGGCCCUUGCCCCAAGAGCUAUGGCUUCAAUGCUGCCAAGUUGGCAGGUGUCCCACAGCAGGUGAUCAGGACAGCCUUCGAGAAAUCUAGCCGCCUUGAAAAGUGCAUCCAGGUGGCUCGUGCUUGCUGAGACACCGCCAGUAUUUGAAUCCAUUGAUCUUGCAAUAAAGUGACCUGAGCAUUACAAA